AUGCUGACCACAGCCUGCAAACUCAUGGUUGCAUCGUCCUCCAAAUGGCAGCCUAUAGCCUUGCCGCAGACUGCAAAAUUUCCCACUUUUCUGUGGCAAUUCGGCCGCAGACUGUUCCUGUGGCAUAUACUGGUAUUCGGCGAGUCUGCAGCAAAACACCUGUAUGUGAAGAAGAAGGUACAAGAUUACCUUGCUCCAUCGCAAUUCGCCGCCUUUCAACAAGGGUUCAACAAAGUAUGUGACACCAGAGUUUUGGGUAUCUUUAGACCUGUCGAGUUAGAAGCCCUCGUUACUGGUGAGAAAUACUUCGAUUGGGUCGCCCUCGAGAAGUCUACACAGUACAAAGACCCCUACACAGACUCACAUUCAACCAUCAAGAUGUUUUGGGAAGUCUUUCACGCUCUAGACGAUGACCAGAAAAGGGAGUUUCUAGUAUUUGUGGCGGGGUCUGAUCGCGUACCGGUCGGUGGAUUGCAGAACCUCGGCCUCACCAUCGUUGAACUGAUCCCGGAAGAUGCCGUCGACAACUACGACGAUCUGUGUCUAAAGGUCCAUCGCUGCAACAAUGACAGGUAUAACCGCACACUGGAACUUCCUAUGCACACGAGUAAAGAGCUCGUCAAGGAUCGUUUAUUGGCCACCCUGUCGAUCUCUCUUCCAAACGGCCCAUUUCAUAUUGCCUAACGCUUGGGCGAAACCCCUUAACGCAUUCCCUACUGGAAACUGGUGGUUCCUAUAUUAAGCCAUUUGAAAUUUGGGAGUUCAGCAGUUAACGGGUUAAGGAUCGAUCAUAUAUGACGCAGCAAUCCGCUGUUAUUUUAUGAAUGUGUUUAUGAAUAUGGCAAAUACGGAUUAUAUAUUUCUGCGAGUGACAAAGGCCUGACGGGUACUCACUUUUUCUGAUCAAUAUGGGCGAAUUCCAAAUGUCUGAACGAUUCAAUUCUAGGAUAUAAAAAAAGUCAAUACGUAUUUGUAUUGGUUCUCGCUACAGAGAUUACAUCGCCCCUCGUUUUUUAAAUUAAAAAUCCUUUAUAUAAUAUUAUAUAUUUCUGCGAGUAACAAAGGCCUGACUGGUACUCACAUUUUCUGAUCAAUAUAGGCGAAUUCCAAAUGUCUGAACUAUUCAAUUCUAGGAUAUAAAAAAAGUCAAUACGUAUUUGUAUUGGUUCUCGCAACAGAGAUUACAUCGCCCCUUGUUUUUUAAAUUAAAUACCCUCAACAUUUCGGAUAUCACCUUUUAAAAGACUGCACUCUUUAUGUUUAGUCUUUGCCACUGCCAAUUGCCUCCUGCUUUGACUGCCCU
Messenger RNA from Strongylocentrotus purpuratus (purple sea urchin), 1303 nucleotides. Its product is annotated as probable E3 ubiquitin-protein ligase HERC4. Gene Ontology annotation, biological process: protein polyubiquitination. The record is from RefSeq and is a predicted model, not a curated record. Gene Ontology annotation, molecular function: ubiquitin protein ligase activity. Lineage: Eukaryota; Metazoa; Echinodermata; Echinoidea; Camarodonta; Strongylocentrotidae. The transcript has 4 exons. Bases 1 to 684 code for a protein of 227 amino acids.